Molecule: messenger RNA, 8378 nt
Organism: Bombina bombina (fire-bellied toad)
Lineage: Eukaryota; Metazoa; Chordata; Amphibia; Anura; Bombinatoridae
Gene: MGAM
Product: maltase-glucoamylase
Exons: 71
Coding region: 10-8127 (2705 amino acids)
Biological process (GO): carbohydrate metabolic process
Molecular function (GO): carbohydrate binding; alpha-1,4-glucosidase activity
Source: RefSeq, a predicted model, not a curated record
GGAGUAGUUAUGGGGAAAAAACGAAAAUUUAGUUCUCUGGAAAUUACUCUAAUUGUUCUUUUUCUUAUUGUCACGGGAGUGGCAGUUGCAAUGGUCGUGCUACUAGCUACAGGGCAACCAGGAACCAAAGAAAACCCUUCAGAGCCACCUUCAGUCGAACCACAAUGUCCUGCUACAGAACUCAAUAACAGGAUAGAUUGCCUUCCAGACCAAGUAGCUUCUAUGGAUGCUUGUAAAAAACGUGGAUGUUGCUGGAGUCCAUUUAAUGAAACCUACGCACCUUGGUGUUUCUUUUCAAAAACUCAUGGCUAUACUGUGACUAGUCAAAAAGACACUCAAGCAGGAUUCGAAGCAAACCUUAAAAGAAUGCCUUUUCCUUCUUUAUAUGGCAAUGAUAUUGAAGAUUUACAAUUGACAGCGGAAAUACAGACACAAAAUCGCUUUAGAUUCAAGAUUACAGACCCAAACAAUAAUAAAAGAUUUGAAGUUCCUCAUGAGCAUGUGAAACCUUUUACUGGUUCAAAAGCCUCAAAUCCCCAUUAUGAAGUUAAACUAACUCAUAAUCCAUUUGGCAUCCAGCUGAUCAGAAAUUCUAAUAAUAAAAUAAUAUUCGACACUACAAUAGGACCUCUUAUAUAUGCUGAUCAGUUCUUACAGCUAUCCAUUAAACUACCAAGUGGCAACAUAUAUGGUUUGGGUGAACAAGUUCACAGACAAUACAAACAUGACCUUAACUGGAAAACAUGGCCAAUAUUCACCAGGGAUUGGUUUCCAAAUGGAGAUGGAAACAACUUAUAUGGUGCACAGACAUUUUUUAUGUGUUUGGAAGAUAAAGAUGGAUCAGCUUUUGGUGUCUUCUUAAUGAAUAGCAAUGCAAUGGAAGUCACAAUACAACCAGCCCCAGCUGUAACCUAUAGGACUAUAGGGGGAAUCCUUGACUUCUAUGUUUUUGUUGGCAACACUCCAGAGCAGGUAGUAAUGGAGUACUUAGAGCUUGUCGGAAAACCAUACAUGCCUGCAUAUUGGACUCUUGGAUUUCAUUUAAGUCGAUGGGGUUACCAUUCACUGGAUGAAGUUAAAGAAGUUGUUGAAAGGAAUAGAGCCAUUGAUAUACCUUAUGAUGUUCAGUUUACAGAUAUUGACUACAUGGAAAACAGAAAAGACUUCACCUAUGACCUAGUGAAAUUUAAAGAUCUCCCAUCAUUUGCACAAAAUUUACAUGACAAUGGCCAGAAAUAUAUUAUAAUUUUGGAUCCUGCAAUUGCAAAUACACCACUUAUUAAUGGUCCAUAUUUAGCAUAUGAAAGAGGGCAACAAAAGGGUGUAUGGGUAAACGAGUCUGAUGGAACAACACCACUUGUUGGAGAGGUUUGGCCAGGAAUUACAGUAUUUCCAGACUACACUAAUGAUGCCUGCACAGAAUGGUGGGUGAAUGAAUGCCUAGAAUUUUAUAAGCAAGUGGAAUAUGAUGGCAUAUGGAUUGAUAUGAAUGAAGUUUCUAGUUUUAUAAAAGGUUCCAUUAAAGGAUGUGCUGACAAUAAGUUCAAUUAUCCUCCUUACAUACCUGCAAUUCUGGACAGAGUCAUGUAUUCCAAGACACUUUGCAUGGAUGCAAAGCAAAAGUGGGGAUUACAUUAUGAUGUUCACAGCUUGUAUGGAUAUUCAAUGAUUCUUUCUACAGAAGAAGCCAUCAAAGCUGUUUUCCCUGGAAAAAGAAGUAUCAUAUUUUCACGGUCUACAUUUGCUGGAUCAGGCAAACAUUCAGGACAUUGGCUUGGAGAUAAUGCUGCCAACUGGAAUGAUAUUAAAUGGGCUAUACCAGGAAUGCUUGAGUUUGGUCUUUUUGGAAUACCUUAUAUUGGUGCAGAUAUAUGUGGGUUUUUUGAUGAUAGCUCAGAAGAACUUUGCAGGAGGUGGAUGCAAGUUGGAGCUUUUUACCCAUUUGCAAGAAAUCAUAAUGCUGAGAAUUAUCAGCAUCAGGAUCCAGCUUUCUAUGGAGCGGAUUCCCUUUUGGUGAAGACAUCAAAGCACUACUUGAAUAUUCGCUAUACUCUGCUACCCUAUCUAUACACAUUAUUCUACAAAGCUCACACAAGAGGAGAAACAGUAGUUAGGCCUCUACUUCAUGAAUUCCAUCUAGAAGAAGAUACUUGGGCAAUAGAUCAACAGUUUUUGUGGGGACCUGGUCUUCUUAUCACGCCAAUUCUUAAUCCGAAUUCUGUGAAUGCAGAUGCAUACAUACCUGAUGCUGUGUGGUAUGAUUAUGAAACAGGUGCAAUAGCUCCAUGGAGAAAACAAAAGGUCUCAAUGUAUAUUCCAGAAGAUAAACUUGGACUUCAUCUUAGGGGAGGUUACAUAUUUCCAACUCAGAAACCAGCUCGUACAACAGUCUACAGUCGUAAAAAUCCUCUUGGUCUUAUAAUUGCACUGGAUGAAACAAAUUCUGCCAAAGGAGACUUCUUCUGGGAUGAUGGAGAAUCUAGAGGAACCAUAGAGAAUGGAAAUUAUGUUUUUUAUGAGUUUUCUGUUUCUUCUAAAAAAUUAACCAUGGCAGCAACCAAUGCAAAAUAUGCAGAUCCCAAUAAUCUAUUUUUUGAUGAAAUAAAAAUAUUGGGAGUUUCUCUGAGAGCUAGCUCUGUUACUGUGAAGAAAAAUGAUGUUAUACAAACAAUAACUCCAUCAAUAAACUAUGAUCCUUCUAACAAGGUUCUUCUCAUAAGUGGUCUUCGUUUGACACUAGGAGAAAAUUACACCGUAGAAUGGAAUGAAGUUCCAAAUAGUGACUUAGAACGUUUUGAUUGUCAUCCUGAGCCAGGUGCUUCUCAGCAGGCUUGUAUAGACCGUGGCUGCAUAUGGGAGGUUUCGGAAGGUCCUAAAGCACCAUAUUGCUUUUAUCCAAGUGAUUUUGGCUAUACAGUUCAAAACAUACAGAGCAAUCCCUUUGGUAUGACUAUCGACUUAAAUCAACCAAAAGUUUUGCAGCGUUAUGGAAGAAGUUCGCGUACAAUAAGUUUAAUUCGUGUGGAUGUAAAAUAUCAUGAGAACAAUAUGCUUCAAUUUAAGAUGUAUGACCCCAAUAAUAAAAGAUAUGAAGUUCCUGUACCUUUAAAUAUACCAAGCAGUCCCACAAGUACAGAGCAACAGCGUCUUUAUGAGGUUAAUGUUAAGAACAAUCCCUUUGGACUACAGAUCAAACGAAAAAGUAAUGGAGCAGUCAUUUGGGAUUCUCAAGUACCUGGAUUUACCUUCUCAGACUUGUUCAUCCAGAUUUCAACCAGACUUCCCUCAGAGUAUAUUUAUGGACUAGGUGAAUCUGAGCAUUACACAUUCCGCCGUGAUUUAAACUGGGAGAAUUUUGGAUUAUUUGCAAAAGAUCAACCACCUUUACUAAACAAAAACUCUUAUGGUGUACAUCCAUUCUAUAUGGGACUGGAAAAUGAUGGCAGUGCUCAUGGUGUUUUACUGCUUAACAGCAAUGCAAUGGAUUUGACAUUGCAACCAACUCCAGCAUUAACAUAUCGCACUGUUGGAGGAAUUUUAGAUUUUUAUAUGGUUUUGGGUCCAACACCAGAACUUGUUGUUCAGGAGUACACAUCUCUUGUUGGAAGGCCUGUUAUGCCAGCGUACUGGGCUCUUGGAUUUCAGUUAUGUCGUUAUGGAUAUAAAAAUGAUAUGGAAAUAUCAGAUUUGUAUGAUGGCAUGAAAGCUGCUAAUAUUCCAUAUGAUGUGCAAUAUGCUGAUAUUGAUUACAUGGAGAGACAGAUGGAUUUCACACUAAGCCCCAACUUUACAGGACUUCCCUCUCUGGUUGACAAAAUAAGAUCAGAAGGAAUGAGAUUUAUCGUUUUACUUGAUCCGGCCAUAGCAGGAAAUGAAACAAAGCCAUACCCUGCUUUUACAAGAGGAGUUGCUGAUGAUGUGUUCAUCAAAUGGGAUGAUGGCAGUGGAAUUGUUUGGGGAAAGGUGUGGCCAGAUUUGCCCGGUGUUGUGGUUAACGAAACAUUUGAUUGGGAUACUCAAGUAGAGAUUUACAGAGCUUAUGCAGCAUUUCCUGACUUUUUCCUAAAUCAAACUGCCAAGUGGUGGCAUCGAGAAAUCAGAGAAUUUAGAGAAAACCCUACAAACCCUGAAAAAAGUAUUAGGUUUGACGGACUCUGGAUAGAUAUGAAUGAGCCUGCUAGCUUUGUGCAUGGAUCAGUAAAUGGCUGUAAAAAUGAAACACUGAACAAACCUCCAUAUAUGCCAAACUUGGAAUCAAGAGAUAUGGGACUGAGUCACAAGACCUUAUGUAUGGAUAGCCAGCAACAUCUUCCAGAUGGAACGCCUGUAAGACAUUAUGAUGUUCACAAUCUUUAUGGAUGGUCACAUUCAAAACCAACAUAUGAUGCCCUACGAGACAUAACAGGAGAGAGAGGAAUUGUCAUCAGCCGUUCUACAUAUCCUACAUCUGGACAAUGGGUGGGGCACUGGCUUGGUGAUAAUACUGCAGCUUGGGAUCAAAUAGAUAAAUCUAUUAUUGGUAUGAUGGACUUUAGUCUUUUUGGAAUAUCAUAUACUGGAGCAGAUAUUUGUGGAUUCUUUGAAGAUACUACUUAUGAAUUAUGUGCUCGCUGGAUGGAGUUAGGAGCAUUUUAUCCAUUUUCAAGGAAUCAUAAUGGGAAAGGAUUUAUGAGGCAAGACCCUGUGAGCUUUAAUGAUACAUUUAUAGAUUUAUCAAGAAAUGUACUGAAUAUAAGAUACUCACUUCUACCAUACCUUUAUACCUUAUUAUUUGAAGCUCACACUAAAGGUUCUACAGUGGUACGGCCUCUAUUACAUGAAUUUAUUGAAGAUAAACAAACCUGGGAUUUGUCUUUUCAAUUUCUCUGGGGACCAGCUUUGUUAAUAAGCCCUGUUCUUAAGAUGGGUGAAGUUCAUGUAAAUGCAUACAUUCCUGAUGCAGUUUGGUAUGAUUAUCGCAUGGGCUUCAAAGUUGGUGAGCGAAGACAAUGGGCCAAUCUAUCUGCACCUCUUGAGUAUAUACCAGUGCAUGUACGUGGUGGCUAUAUCUUACCACUGCAAAAUCCUGCUUUUAAUACUAAUUACAGUCGACAGAACCCUAUGAAACUUCUUGUUGCUUUGGAUGAGAGUGAGUCAGCCCAUGGAAAGCUCUUCUGGGAUGAUGGAAAAAGUAUUGACUCAAUUGAAAAGGGAACUUAUAUAGAAUAUCAAUUUUCUGCUGGUCCGAAUCAUUUAACACUAAAUGCAACAAAUUCAAAAUAUACCGAUCCAAACAAUGUGAAAUUUGAAGAAAUUAAAAUUUUUGGCCUUUCAAAAAACAUUACCGGCCUUAUUGUGAAAAGAGAUGGAACUGAUCAAAGUUCUUCACAUCAAAUUAUUUACGAUGCUGCAAAUCAGAUUGCAUCAAUCACUGGUCUUAACCUAUUGCUGGGAGGAUCAUACUCACUGGAAUGGAAUCUUGAUCUUGAGCGUUUUGACUGUUACCCUGAAGAUAAUGCCAACUCUACUAAUUGUGAAAAUCGUGGAUGUAUCUGGAAAGCACCUCUUAUACCAGAAGCACCACAUUGUUUUUACCCUAAAGAGUUUGGUUACACUGCUAUUAAUAUUAUAACCACCCCUACUGGUUUAACAGCAGAAUUACAUAAUUCCCAGCCAUUCUCACGUUAUGGGGCUGUCUCUCCUCCUAUAGAAAAUCUGCGUCUGACGGUUAUCUAUCAUGAAAAUCAUAUGCUUCAAUUCAAGAUAGAUGAUCCUACAAAUAAGAGAUAUGAAGUUCCAGUUCCAUUAAACAUACCAAGAAAUCCAGCAAGUACUGAACAGCAAAGACUAUAUGAUGUUGAAAUUGUGAAUAAUCCAUUUGGAAUUAAAAUUAGACGAAGAAGCACUGGAGCUAUUAUAUGGGACUCUCAAGUACCUGGGUUCACAUUUUCAGAUAUGUUUAUUCAAAUUUCAACUCGUUUACCUUCUGGAUACAUUUAUGGACUUGGAGAAACAGAGCAUAGGACUUUCCGUCAUGAGUUGAACUGGGUUACAUGGGGAUUGUUUGCUAAAGAUCAGCCACCAGGUUACACAUUGAAUUCAUAUGGUGUUCAUCCUUUUUAUAUGGGACUUGAAAAUGAUGGAAAUGCUCAUGGUGUUUUUCUACUGAACAGUAAUGCAAUGGAUGUAACACUACAGCCAACACCAGCCCUGACUUAUCGCACAGUUGGAGGAAUUUUGGACUAUUACGUUGUUUUGGGACCCACUCCAGAAAUUGUUGUUCAACAGUACACAUCUCUUGUAGGGCGUCCAGUCAUGCCAGCCUAUUGGUCACUUGGAUUCCAGUUGUGCCGUUAUGGAUAUAAAAAUACCAGUGAAAUAGAACAAAUAUUUAAUGACAUGGUGAAAGCAAACAUUCCAUAUGAUGUGCAAUAUGCUGAUAUUGACUACAUGGAGAGGCAGAUGGAUUUUACUCUUGGAGAUGAAUUUGCAGAUCUCCCUAACUUUGUUGACAAAAUCAGAUUGGCUGGAAUGAGAUUCAUUAUCAUGCUGGAUCCAGCUAUUGCAGGGAAUGAAACCGAGCCUUACAAAGCAUUUACAAGUGGAGUUGAGAAAGAUGUGUUUAUUAAAUGGGGAGAUGGAAGUGGAAUUGUAUGGGGAAAGGUUUGGCCUGACUUACCUGGUGUAGUGGUUAAUGACUCUUAUGGUUGGGAUGAACAAGUUGAGGCAUAUAGAGCUCAUACUGCAUUCCCUGACUUUUUCAAGAAUGGCACAGCUGGAUGGUGGCAUGAACUAUGCAAGGAAUACAGAGAGAAAUACAUUAGGUUUGAUGGCCUCUGGAUAGAUAUGAAUGAGCCUGCAAGUUUUGUCCAUGGAUCAGUCUACGGCUGCAAAAAUGAUAUCUUGAAUAAUCCUCCAUACAUGCCAAAGUUGGAAUCAAGACACAGGGGACUGAAUCACAAGACAAUAUGCAUGGACAGUCAGCAGGUGCUACCGGAUGGAACCCCAGUAAGACAUUAUGAUGUGCACAGUUUAUAUGGGUGGUCACAUGCAAAACCAACUUACGACACAUUGAGAAAUAUAACGGGAAAGAGAGGAAUUGUUGUUAGUCGCUCUACAUAUCCAACUGUCGGGCAGUGGGUUGGUCAUUGGCUGGGCGAUAACACAGCUGCCUGGAACCAAAUUGAUAAAUCUAUUAUUGGUAUGAUGGAAUUCAGCUUGUUUGGAAUAUCGUAUACGGGAGCAGACAUUUGUGGAUUCUUUCAAGAUACUACAUAUGAAUUAUGUGCCAGAUGGAUGUUACUUGGAGCAUUUUAUCCAUAUGCUAGAAACCACAAUGGAAUUGGUUGGAGAAGACAAGACCCUGUAGGUUUUGAUGAAGCUUUUGAAAAACUAUCUAGAGAUGUCCUCAAUAUCAGAUACAAACUUUUGCCAUACCUAUACACAUUAAUGUUUGAAGCACAUACAGAGGGCACAACAGUAAUACGUCCACUGCUGCAUGAAUUUACUUCAGAUCGGGCUACCUGGGAUGUUUAUAAACAGUUUUUAUGGGGACCAGCUUUUAUGAUCAGCCCAGUGCUUGAAAUAAACAAAUUAUCUGUAGAUGCAUAUAUACCCAAAACUCGCUGGUAUGAUUAUCAUACGGGUUUACAAGUUAUUGAUACAGGAAAAUGGGUGACUUUAAACGCUCCACUUGCAUUCAUUAAUCUUCAUGUUAGAGGUGGCUACAUCUUACCAUGGCAAGAACCUGCUAAUAAUACUUUCUACAGCCGUCAGAAAUUUAUGGGUCUUCUUGUUGCUCUGGAUGACAAUAGUCAGGCUCGAGGAAAUCUUUACUGGGAUGAUGGUGAAAGCAUUGAUUCAAUAGAAAGUCAAGGCUAUUACUUAGCAACUUUCACCGCAGAUAAGAAUAUUGUGAGGAACCAGAUAACACACAAUAAUUACUUAAAUGAUUCAAACCAACUUCAUCUUGGCCAUGUUUACAUCUGGGGGACUGGAAAAGAUACAGUGAAAAGUGUUGCAGUGACGUACAAUGGUGUUAAGGAAAAUAUUACACACUUUACAUCUGUAAAUGAGGUUCUACAGAUCCAUCUCACAGACAAAACAUAUAACUUAGCAAAAGAAUUUCAAGUUGAAUGGCAAAUCUAAAAGGGAUUUUUUUUUUAUUAUUUCUUACGUCAUUAAAUUAUCAGGACCUUGGAAAAUAUUGACUUUUUAUAUAGUUAAUCUUUCCUUAGAUAGAUUUUUUUUAUUAACCAUUUCGCCCUCAAUUUCUAAAAUUUUCAUUUAACACAUAUAUUGCUUAAACUUAAAUAAACAAGGAAAAUAAAAAGUUUAUAUAUUUGUGCACAUUGUAUGUUUGACACACUUUGGAAAAUAAAGCUUCAAUAAAUUGUUAA